UAUCUCGUUUGAGUACAUCUGUUGUACGUUGUAGUUUUACUACUGAAAGAUGGGUUCCAAAAUGGAAAUACUGAUCCUAGGCCUGCUGGCCAUGCUCCUUUUCAUCUCCUCACAGGUGGCAGCUAGGGAUUUGAAAGAGGGUGAUGUUGUUAGAGCGACAAAUCAAGUGGGUGGUGGUGGUGGUUACUUCGGUGUUGGGCCUGGUGGUGUCUUCCCUAGGCCUCCUAUUGUCUUUCCUAGGCCUCCUGGUGGCUUCUACCGUCCGAUUGGCUUCCCUCCUUUUGGAUUCUACCCUCCUGGUUCUGGCUUCUACCCUCCUGGUUCUGGCUUCUACCCUCCUUAUGGCUUUUACUACCCUCCUCGUAUCUUCCCAGGUCAAGGGUAAUGGUUGUUGUCAUGCACUGAGAACUUGCUCAAGCUGCCACAAUCUUCUCAGCAUAAGACUCACAAGUUAGAUAUAAUGUGUAGUUAAUUCUACGUGUUUCAUGAAUAAAAUCUCGUGUGUUGGAGUAGACAGCAAUCACCUCCAUACCACUAGAUAUAUAUAUUUCACAACUACGUACAAAUAAUGCUCAAUAAUAAGUUGUUGUGUCUGUGUGAUUAGUUUAAGAGCAAACUCAAAUAUCAGUAUGUACAAAUAGUUUGUCAUAAUUAAAUCCCGGUUUUAUUACUUGUACUGUUACUAUAUAUCAUCACCAUUAAUAUUAUGUCCUCUCUGUUGUUAA
Cajanus cajan (pigeon pea) is the source of this 725-nucleotide messenger RNA. RefSeq lists its product as uncharacterized. The record is from RefSeq and is a predicted model, not a curated record. Lineage: Eukaryota; Viridiplantae; Streptophyta; Magnoliopsida; Fabales; Fabaceae.